UUUUGGAGUUUGAAGGUUGUUUGAUUGACUUCAAGUGUUGAGCGGUUGGUAGAAUGUGGUUGUUUGUUGGGAAUGUAUGUGGUGUUUCUUAGUUUGUGUGAUCGCUCAGAUAUCGGAUAUCAGUAACUCAGCUGCUGGUAUUUUUCAAUUUGCCAUGAUCGGAACAUGAACUUAAGCACAAGAUACAUCCUAGCUCAUUAGUAAAGUAGUUUUUCGAACUAGUUGGUAUACCUGGUGUAUCGUUUUUAUUUUCGGAAAUGCAUCGAUUUAUCUCCAAUUGAAGUGGGAUCCAGCGGGUGAUAUAGUCAGGGUGGUUCCUUUCUUUGGCUGACUUCAGGUCACAGAAAAGUAACAAAGAUGCCUAGUGUGACUACAACAAGUACUGUCAGUUCAUCAGGAGUUCGUUUAAUGCGUAAAACUUCAUGUACUGGUACCAACGAUCAAGCUAAUAAUUCUUCGUUUCAACACAAUCCUGACAGAAAAUCACUAAGAGAUCAACCAAAUGUAGGGAAAUAUAAGUUAAUUCGUACACUUGGUCGUGGUAAUUUUGCAAAAGUCAAAUUAGCACAACAUGUUUCAACUGGACGUGAAGUUGCUGUGAAAGUGAUCGAUAAAACUCAGCUUAAUCAGGCCAGUUUAAAAAAACUAUUCCGAGAAGUGAAUAUUAUGAAAAUGUUAAAUCAUCCAAACAUUGUUCGCUUAUAUGAAGUGAUCGAAUCUGAGCGUCAUGUAUAUCUAGUAAUGGAAUAUGCAGAAAAUGGCGAAGUAUUUGAUCACUUAGUAGCUCAUGGUCGAAUGAAAGAACGUGAAGCACGUGCUGCAUUUCGUCAAAUUGUUUCAGCAGUUGAAUAUUGUCAUCAAAAGAAAAUUGUACACAGAGAUUUAAAGGCUGAGAAUCUUCUCUUCGAUGGAUAUUUUAAUAUUAAACUUGCUGAUUUUGGUUUCUCCAAUCUUUUUGAUGGAUCUAAAAAAUUAGAUACUUUUUGUGGUAGUCCACCAUAUGCUGCACCGGAAUUAUUUCAAGGACGUAAAUAUGAUGGUCCAGAAGUGGAUGUAUGGUCAUUAGGUGUAAUUUUAUAUACACUUGUCAGUGGAUCAUUACCAUUUGAUGCACAACAUUUAAAAGAUUUACAAGAACGUGUAUUACGUGGCAAAUAUCGUGUUCCAUUCUAUAUGUCAACUGAUUGUGAAGCAUUACUUCGUAAACUAUUGGUAUUGAAUCCAGCCAAAAGAGUCACAUUAAGGAAUGUUAUGUCUGAUAAAUGGUUGAAUAUUGGCUAUGAAGAUAAUAUUUUAAAACCAUAUACUGAACCACCUCCGGAUUAUAAUGAUACAGAGAGAUUAGAAAUUAUGCGUAUUAUGGGUUAUCGACCGGAUGAUGUUCGUGAAGCUUUAAUCAAACAAAGUUUUAAUAAUGUCACAGCAAUUUAUCUAUUAUUAGCUGAUCCAAAAACAAGAUUAACUUUACCAGCUGGUAGUCUUUUUCCAUCUAAUCAAUCACAAUCAUUACAUGGGAAUACAGGACUUAAUCAUCAUCAUCAUCGCCAAUCAUCUUGUUCCGAAGGUAUUACAAUUGCUGCCUCGUCUACUCCUGCUACUGUUACAGAAGAUGAAACUACUACAUCAUCGAAAGGUCAAUCUUCAUUAGACAAUCCCAAUGGGAAUAAUAACAAUAAUAAUAAACAGAAAACUAAUCAAAAUGGAUUAACAUACCAGAAUAAAAAAGAAUCUGGACAAGACGAUAGUGGAUCUCAAUAUAAUGGAGUACGACGGAUCAGUGGUAUCUCUUGGAUGAAACAAAGUGCAAGUGCUGGUCCAACAGCGAAUAGGCAAGAGAAAUCUAGUGUAGAUGAAAAAUCUCAUCUGCUUCCACGUAUUCGUGUAUCUGACCUACGCGAACGUGCUAAUGACUCUAAUCUGGAUGAUUCUUCUGGUCAAGAGAAAAUCGAUGAAAGUAAAGAUAUAAUGAUAGAAUCCUCUAGUGGUGGUGAUCAAUUAUCUGUACGACGUAUGAAUACUUUUAGUAUGUCAGAUAAGGUUCGCCCGAAUGGUUCAGAUUCCCAGUCACCUGGUUUGAAAUGUCCAUUGUCUAGAGCACCACCAAUGUCAAAUAUACCAAACUCACUAACUACUCCAACAACUAGUAGUAGUGAAAAUUCACCGGUCAAACAGUCAGCUGACAAGUCUUCUUCGUCAGCAUCAUCUUCAUCAUCGUCACCUAGUAAGCAGAAUGGUAAUGAACAACAAACAAUUAAAUUAAAUCCAGCUGUUCCAUAUUCAGAAGAGAAUCCAACACUUCCGUAUCGAAAAAAGCAUAAAGAUACUUCAAUUCAUUCCAAGCCUAAAACAACAACUUUACCCAUUACUACUACUACUACUAAUACUAUUAAUAGUAGUAGUAAAGUUCCUUCGAAUGAUACUAAUUCUAUCAUUGAUAUUUUACAUACAAAUGAUCGACAAAAACAUCAACAAAGUGAUAUCAAUCGUCCAAGUAUUCCUUAUUCUUUAUUUAAUAUUAAUAAAACUAAAAAAUCGAAAAAAUUAUCAACAAAUCAAUCGGAUGAUUAUCAGAAGAAUAAUAAUUUGAAUACAAAAAUACCUGAAUCAUUCACUUUCACUGAUAGUCAUUCUUCAACAAUGGAUCCAACAUCUUCAUCGGGUACAAUGAAUUCUGCGAAAAUUACACAACAACAACAACAACAAAAUAAUAAACAAUCUUCAUCACCUAGUGGUCGAAUUACAUUGCCUGAUUCCAUUUUCAAGGCACUUGAUACAUUGAACACAGAUGAAAAGACGAUUAAUGAUGAUAGAAAAAAAUCUGAUUCAAAAUCACAUGGUUUUAAAUUAUCCACAACAACAGCAUCGUUAAAAAGAGAUUCAAUUAUUAAAUGGUCAGUACGUCAUCGACCAAACAAUACUAUGAUGACUACAACUAAUAAUAUUCCAUCUAUUGCUGAGUCGAAACAGAUGACAACAAGCAAGAAAAAUAUGGAUCCAAAUCAAAAUAUCAAUUGUUCCACGGAAUUAAAGAAUUAUUCAGAUUCUUCAAUGACUUUAGAAACUCCGUCAAUUACAGUUUCAAAAAAUGGAUCAUCUAGUCAUUCUCGACCAGGACGAUUCUUCCGUAGUCUAACAUUAAGGAUAGCUCGAAGUCAUACAAAUCAUCAUAAUAAUCGAAUUAUUUCUAGUAUACAAAAAUCCAAUCAUAAAUAUACUAAUAACACUAACUUUAAACCACAUAGAAUGAGUUUAUUGAAACCAAAUAAUAAUGAAGCUGAAUUAACUGAAGAAUUUAAUUCAUCUAAUCGAUUACAUACUUCUUCAUUAACCCAUUCUACAUCAUCAUCACCAACAACAAAACCUAGUCAUCCAUCUACAACACAACAACAACAUCAUCAUGAUAAUGAUGAAGUGAAUUGUGAUGAUGAUGACACGAUGAAAUGUCUUGUGUCAAUUAAUCCAGAUCCAUGGAUAACUAUGGAACCUGGAAAACAACAACAACGUAAGGAUUUGAUAUCAAAAUGCAAACGAUCAUUAUCCAGUGAAUUAGAUACUAAUAAAUUAAAACAACACCCUAAUCCUCUUCAUCAUUAUCCGUAUCAUCAUGGAUUUGAGUUUCCUACCAAUAAUAACACAUCGGCUAAUAAUCAGUCUAUCCCCGCUGGUUGUGGCGGUGGUGAUGGUUAUCAAAAAAAGACCGGAGUCGAACCGUGUUGCCUCGACCCUCCAACCUCGAAAACUGUGGUCAUAACUUCCGACAUGCAUAAAUUGAAAGCUUCAACUAUCACAACUCCAUCAUGUACAAUAUCAUUAUCACCGUCAUCCUCAUCAAUAACAACAACAACCUCAUCUCCACUGACAGUUACAACGAGAAUAAUAAAUUGGAAAACAACUACCUCAUCAUCACAAUUUAAAUCAUCUGAUGAACAUGAUUAUCAUACUUUUUAUUAUGGAAAGAAUGAAAAUCAAAAAUUAUGGAAACCACGUCGUUUACAUUUUGUAUUACGCCUCCCAAUUAUUGGAACUGAUCCACAUGUUUUAUUAAUACAAAUCAUUGAAUUAAUAAAACGUUAUCAAUGUUCUUAUGAAUUUCUUAGUUCAUAUCGUAUACGUUGUACAAAAUUAAUGAAUCCUCCUUCUUCUUCUUCUUCUUCUCAUCAACCCUCUCCUUGUUCAAAUGAUAAUAAUAAUAAUAACACUAUUGAUGAUGUUGAUGUUGACCAACAACUAGAACAUUGUACACUAACAACAUCACCUCAACAAAACCAACCCCAGCAACAACAACAACAACAACAACAGCCUCAAGUAUCUUAUCUAAUUCAUUUAAAACAUAAAACUAAUUUAAUCAUAUGGGAUAUGGAAAUAUUUCAAUUAGCUAAACCAAUUAAUUAUGGUGUACGAUUUAAACGCAUUUCAGGCAAUCGUAAUGCAUUCAAUAUUAUUAUGAAAUAUUUUAUUUUACAUACUACUAAUAUAACUUAAAUUCAUAUUAUCUAUCUAUUUACUAAAUCUAUUAAUGUGUAUGUAUAUGUAUGUAGUUGUGUUGAUUGUUCUCUCCCCCCUCUUUCUCUCUUUCUUUUUCCUACCUCUAUCCUUUGACAUAUUCUAAUUGAUUAUAUGAAUGUUUUGGUUCAUGUAUCCAUGUCAACAUUUACCACUUCAUUUUUCUUCUUCUUCUUCUUCUUGUUCUUGUUGUUGUUGCUAUGGCUGUUAUUGUCAAUAUUAUCAUUACAUUUAAGCUUCUUCUUCUGAUAUUAUUGAUCUCAUGUUUAGUAUUGUAACUAAGUAAAUGAUUAUUUAUAUCAUAUAAAUAAUAUAAUUUCUAUCUUUUAAAAUGAACUAUUGAGUAAUUCAUUGAAAUUUUAAUUAUGUUUAUACUUUUACCAAAACAAAAUAUAGAAAACCAAUAUUGUCAAUGUGUUGUAGGUCAUUCAAAAGAAAACGAUAUUCAUUUUAUUGUUUGUUUGUUUUACCAUGUUCUUUCUUUCAAAUAGAUUUUUAUUUUAUUUUAAACAAAUAAACAUCGAUCAAUGAUAUUUUAUUUGUUUAUUUUUUCUUUCUCUUUUUUCUUUUUUGUCGUCGUCGUUGUUGUUGUUGUUGUUUUCUGUAUAAUAUUAUCACAUACAUGUAUUUAUGUAUAUUGUUUUCUUUUCUUUCUUUUUUCUCUUUAAAUGAUUCAUUUUUCGCUAACUAUCUUAUUGUCAUGUAUAUGGAUGUGUUUAAAGUGUGUGUGUGUGUGUGAGUGAGUGUGAUAUCUUAGUUACAAUUGAUUUUCCACUAUAUAAUUGUUCUUCCAUAAGUUUGGUUUCCACUUCCUCCCUUUUUUUUGUUCUUAUCAGUUUGUUCAUCUAACAACUGAUUAUUUAUUUAUUAUUAUUAUUCAUAAUAUAACUUGUAAUUAUGAGACUGUAAUCAUAGAUUCAUUAAGCACAUGAUCUCAUUACAUGUCAGGUUUCUCAUUAUUAUUAUUAUUAUUUGUUUUUUUUUUCAUUUACCCCGGUCUUUAUUAGUUGGUUUGGUUUUGAUCUUUUGACCUUUACAAUCACAUAUUUUCUUGACUGACUUCUGUGUUGGUUUAUUUGUGAAUGUGUACAACUACAGUUAUUUGUCUGUGUAAACUUAUUCCCAUUGAAGAGUUCACAAUAUACACAUAUAAAUGUGAAUUAAAGUUAUCAAUUUGUGUAUUCCUUUUCUGCCUUAUCAACUAUAUGGAUCAAUUGAAUAAACAUGAAUGAAUAGUAGAAAUUAGUAGUAGGGUAUGAAAUUGUAAGAAUGAUAUACAUUUCUGUUAAGUUUUAUCUAUUUUUACUAAUGAAUUAUGCUGAUAUUUUCAUGUCAUAUAGUAUAUUUACUUUGUAUGCCAUGGAUAAUUAUUGAAUUUAUUCAAUUGUGUGUUUGAAAUGAUUCUUUCAAUUCCCUUUUAUUUUUAAUAAUAUCAUUCUAUAGGGGAAUUAUAUUUAAUGUCUCUUUAUUAGACUCCUUUAUAUGUAUCUAUUUCUAUCUAUAUUUAUGUAUGUAUUAUGUAAUAUGUGUGUGUGUAUGUGUGACAUUCUGUAGUCAUUUAUUCAUGAUCAUGCAAAGGUAACUUUUUUUCAUAUUGUAUGUAAGUAAAUCUAUGCUAAUUCUAUUGUUACAUUAUUUAUAUUGUGAGUCGCUUUUGUAUGUGUAUGUGUUGUUGUAGAUCCGGUCAUUGUUUUGUUCUUAUUCGAAUUACAUUUCUUUGUAAAACAAUAUUAGUUAUGAUAUAUAUAUAUGUAUUUUUUUUCAAACAAUAUUGUUGCUAAUAUGCCACGUUCUCCUCCUCUGCUCCCCUCCUCCUUAUUCAUCAUUUUACUAUCAACAGAAUAUUGAAACACUCUUUGAAAAUGAUAAAAAUAAAUAAAAUCUGUUUCACAUCGCU
Schistosoma bovis is the source of this 6400-nucleotide messenger RNA. NCBI's taxonomy places the organism in Eukaryota, Metazoa, Platyhelminthes, Trematoda, Strigeidida, Schistosomatidae. The record is from the annotation of a GenBank genome assembly.